This is a messenger RNA of Ostreococcus lucimarinus CCE9901, 1511 nucleotides long. RefSeq lists its product with no specific name. Gene Ontology annotation, cellular component: endoplasmic reticulum membrane. The record is from RefSeq and is a predicted model, not a curated record. Gene Ontology annotation, molecular function: squalene synthase [NAD(P)H] activity. Bases 126 to 1496 code for a protein of 456 amino acids. NCBI's taxonomy places the organism in Eukaryota, Viridiplantae, Chlorophyta, Mamiellophyceae, Mamiellales, Bathycoccaceae. Gene Ontology annotation, biological process: farnesyl diphosphate metabolic process; lipid biosynthetic process. The transcript has a single exon.
UCGACGGGUCGUCCGGCGUCGAGUCGACGCGAUCGAUCGCGCGCGUCGCGACGAACGAUUCGAACGCGGAUCGAUCGUCCGACGACCCGGUCGCGGAUUCGGUCGCGAGACGCGCGACGCGACGGAUGGGGGCGCUUCGGGCGGUGCUGUCGCACCCGGGGGACGUCGCGCCGCUGGUGCGGGUGAAGAUGAUGGCGAACGCGGCGAAGAGAUUGCCGAAGGAUCCGGAUCUGGCGUACUGCUACGACGUGCUGAAUAAGGUGUCGAGAUCGUUCGCGAUCGUGAUUCAGCGGCUGGACGCGGAGCUGCGAGACGCGGUGUGCGUGUUUUAUCUCGUGCUUCGAGCGCUGGACACGGUGGAGGACGACAUGAGCAUACCGAUCGAGAGGAAGGUGCCGGAUCUGCUCGCGUUUCACGAGUACAUUUACGACGCGAAUUAUAGCGCGGAUUGCGGGGAGAAGCACUACAAGGAUUUGAUGAAGAAUUAUCCGCGCGUGACGUCGGUGUUCUUGGGAUUGAAGAAGGAGUAUCGAACGGUGAUCGCGGACAUCACCAAGCGAAUGGGGCACGGGAUGGCGAAGUUUAUCGAGAAGGAGGUGAUGGACAUGGCGGAUUUCGACGAGUAUUGCCACUACGUCGCGGGCUUGGUCGGCAUCGGUCUGUCCAACUUGUGGGGGGUGUCGAAGAUGGAGAGCGCGGAGUUUGUGGGCGAGGAAAAGCUCUCGAACGCCAUGGGAUUGUUUUUACAGAAGACGAACAUCAUUCGCGAUUACUUGGAAGACAUUCAGGAGCUUCCCGCGCCGCGAAUGUUCUGGCCUAGGAGCGUGUGGAGCAAGUACGCCGAAGAGCUCGACGAUUUGCAACACGAGGAAAACCGCGAAAAGGCGGUGCAGUGCAUGAACGAAUUGAUCACCAACGCCCUGUCGCACUCGUUGGAUUGCUUAAAGUACAUGAGCCGAGUCAAGGAGAUCUCCAUCUUCCGGUUCUGCGCCAUUCCUCAGGUGAUGGCCAUCGCGACGUUGGCCGAGUGCUACGGCAACGAAAACGUCUUCAAGGGCGUGGUCAAGAUUCGCCGAGGCCUGAGCGCGCGCAUCAUGCUCAAGUGCAACAACAUGCUCGAGUUAGCGAGCGGCUUCAAGCACUUCGCCAACGAACUCGUGCACAAGGUGGACCCGAAGAGCGAUCCGAACGGCGAGGAGACCAUGGCGCGCAUCGAGGCUCUCGAGGAGGCGUGCGACGAAAUCAUCGCCAAGGAAACCGAACGCAUGCGCAAGGAGCAAAUAGAGGACGACUCCAUUCCCAUGGCGACCAGAAUCGUCCUGUGGUUGUUGUGUUUCGGCUACUUUUUGUACGCCUGGAAUCUCGAAAACGUUCGCGAGUCGCUCGGCGUCAACAGACACGCCGGCGAUCCUCUCGUCGACGACGCCCAAAAAGUCUUGGCGACGAUUUGCAUCAUCUCCACGACCGCGCUCGUGAUGGCGGGUAAAAAGAGAUGAUUUCGGUUCGCGGCG